Messenger RNA from Rhincodon typus (whale shark), 1548 nucleotides. Its product is annotated as HMG box-containing protein 1-like. Gene Ontology annotation, molecular function: RNA polymerase II cis-regulatory region sequence-specific DNA binding; DNA-binding transcription factor activity, RNA polymerase II-specific. The transcript is spliced from 4 exons. The record is from RefSeq and is a predicted model, not a curated record. Lineage: Eukaryota; Metazoa; Chordata; Chondrichthyes; Orectolobiformes; Rhincodontidae. Gene Ontology annotation, biological process: regulation of transcription by RNA polymerase II. The coding region runs from base 69 to 644 and encodes 191 amino acids. Gene Ontology annotation, cellular component: nucleus.
UAAAUACAGGAUGGUCUUCCUUUUACCCCAGCUUAACAGUGGUUCAUCAUGGAAUUCCAUGUUGUGAAAUGGAAGUUGGAGAUGUCUGUCUACCUCCCGGGCAUCCAGAUGCCAACAAUUUUGAUGAUUCUGGAGUUUUUGACACAUUUAGGAGCUAUGACUUUACACCACUGGAUUCCUCUGCUGUUUAUGUACUAAGUAGUAUGGCUCGCCAGCGUCGUGCUUCCCAGACAAGUGGAAGUACCAGCGGUCCAGACUGCGAGAAAUCAGAACAGAUCACUGGCUCUGUGCCUUCUGGAUCACCACACCUGCCUUGUAAUUCAUAUAAUAAAUCCAGUAAAAGCCUAACCUCAGGGACAGCAAGCACAUUGAGCACCACAUCUCCUACAAAUAACAAAUGCAAGAGACCAAUGAAUGCCUUCAUGCUCUUUGCCAAAAAGUAUAGGGUUGAAUACACUCAGAUGUACCCAGGAAAGGACAACAGGGCCAUCAGUGUAAUUUUAGGUGACAAGUGGAAAAUGAUGAAAAAUGAAGAGAGGAGAAUUUAUACAAUGGAAGCCAAGGCUCUGGCAGAGGAACAAAAACGCCUUAAUCCAGAUUGCUGGAAAAGGAAACGAAGCAACUCUGGUUCUCAGCAGCAGUGACCAGAAAGCUUUUGAGACCCACUUUAUCCUCUACUUUCACCAUUUGGAAUGAAUUUAGAAAACUGGAUGCAAGUGAGCAAAGACUCAGUGUAUCUAUCUUUCAUUUAAAUUUGAGAUUUCUUUUGUGUGAUAAAUCUAUAUUUAGACAAUUGUAAUAAAAUAAGUAUAGUUUGCUUUUUAUAUAAAUGGCUGAAAUUGAGUUGUAAAUCAAAGCAUUUAAUCUUUCUGACUUUUCUAAAACUAUUGCAUGUUGUAAAUGGCCAUAAUACUUGUUCUUCCAAAGUUCAGUCAAAGGUUAUUUCAGGUAAAUAUAGCUUUAGGCUUGAAAACUUUGUACUAAAAUCCUGUGGUGCUAAGGUAAGGGAGGAAAAAGUAGGUAUAUAAAGAUGUCUAUUUUUAAGAUUGUAAAUGGGUAAAGUUUAAAGUUCUGUAUAACUGCUGUUGUAUCAUGAUUUGUAUCACUCACUAUAUUGCACAAUUUUAAUUCAAUUAACUUUAUUUGCAAACGGUGGGGGAAUUAGUAUAUGUAGCAGGGAUACUCCCAAAUUUACUUUGUGGUGUUUUAGCCAACUAAAGUUGCCAUAAAACUCGAGGCUUGUAUUCAGAAUUGGGGCACAAGCAGCACUUGGGCCACAAUUGUGCUAAAAACUAUUGCACUUUAAUGUUUCUUGCAACAUUACGAAAAGCGAGCACGUGAAAAUGACUCAUGCAAUGUGACAUUCUCAUGGAAUGGCAUUUAUGCCAUGCAGUGUUGAUAUUACAGUCACAGAUCAACAUUUAUGCAACUGCUUUAACUCAAGUAAAUUUAUGUCUUUAUACAUGCUGUUGUCCCACAGGAACUCUUGCACAAAAGUACAAACUAUUUUUAUUGUAUUCAAGUUAAAAUAAAUUUGUAAAAUUUUAA